This is a messenger RNA of Brassica rapa (field mustard), 7689 nucleotides long. Its product is annotated as cytochrome P450 76C4-like. Gene Ontology annotation, molecular function: iron ion binding; oxidoreductase activity, acting on paired donors, with incorporation or reduction of molecular oxygen; monooxygenase activity. Lineage: Eukaryota; Viridiplantae; Streptophyta; Magnoliopsida; Brassicales; Brassicaceae. The record is from RefSeq and is a predicted model, not a curated record.
UUUUGGUUAUGAUUUGAUAAAGGAAAUAUAUUAUUUAAAUUUUGGAAGGACAUUAAAUGCUUAAAUCUAUUAUUUAAAUUAGGAAAAGACAAGCAUGUUUAAUUAUAUGUUCAAUAAAUAUCUUAAUGGCUUUCUAAUGUAAAUAAGUGGUAAAACUAAGGGGUAUUUCUAUUUUGUACUUCUCUUUUAAUAAUAGAGAAAUUGGUAAGAAUGCACCUAAACAAUCAGCUAAUCUUCCAUAUACCCUUGUUUCUUUUUAAUAUUUUUUAUGACUAUAAUACCUUUAUCUCUAGAUCUCUCUCUUCUCCAUUUUAUGUGUUCUAAUCUCUUUAUCUCUCGUACAGGUUUUUCAAAUCAUCUUUUAAUUCAACACAAAUCUUUAUUUUUUUAUUCUGAUUCUUUUGACACUCAUAAUGCUAAUCUUAUUAUCUCACCCCAAUUCUAAUGCUAAUCUUGAAAUCUACAUUCUUUUAUUUAGAUAAUAUAUACGUUAGUAGUUAUUUUAUUACUUACUUGCUAUUACUUAGAUUUUAAUGGAUUCUUAAUGGAUACAUGAAAUGUUAGCUGUUACAAACAGAUUUGAGGCUAUUUGAAAGAUAACUAAUUAAUUGUUAAUAGUUUCAUUAACUGAUAUAUGAUUUGUUAGUCGAUACAUUUGUUUGAUACAUAGAUUGUUAGAUGAUACUGAAAUUAUUAGUUGAUAUGUUAGUUGGUAUGUAGAUUGUUACCUGCUAUGUAAAUAUUUAGCUGAUAGAUCUAGAGUUAUAUGUUUUCGAUAAAGCAUGAGGGCAUUUUUGUCCGCACAAUAUCAAAAAGUUACACUUUUUUGGGUUUAAUCACAUCAUAAGUAUUUAGCUAAUUUGGAUCUUUGUUGGGUAUAUUACACUAAUUGUCCCUUAAUAAUAUUGAUGUUACUAAAAAAAUGAAUUAGAAAUUAAGCUCGUUAUCAAAAGGAGCUAAAUAUAUCAUGUAAUAUUCUAAAACUGUGAUUCACAACUACAGUCACAAUCAAUCAUUUUUUCUUAACUCAACAGGCCUACCAAUUUUUACUUUUCAAAUAAGAAAUGAGUUAGGAUAGUUUUCAGAAAACCAGUACGUAAACUGGGAUCAACAAGUGAUAUUAUAUGGGCUGAAGUCUAUAUAAUUUUCUGUCCAGAUCAAAUUAGAGAGCUCGUUGAUUUUAGAAAUAAUUUAAAUCUAUGUGCACUAGUAGUAAACUAUGACAUUAGUUAGGUAUUAUAUAUCAUCUCUUAUCUCUUUCUUAUUAUUUCAGGAGAAUUUUUAUUAAUUAACCUCAUUCUCAUGUGUGAUUAACAUAAUUGCCAUUACUUAGGUAUCAUCAUGAGAGUUCUCCUCACACCAUUUAAAAAAAAAAGCCUUCAUUGCCUAGAUAAAUUACAUGUAAUGCCAUCCCUUUUAUAUUAAAAGAGGAGCAUUCCUAUAAAUUAACCUUGCACUCAUGUGUUAUUAACCAAAAUGCCAUUUCCUACGUGUCAUCACAAGAGCUCUUCUCACACCCUUUAACUAAAAGUCAUUCUUUUACUAGAAUAAUUACUUGUAUUGCCAUUGUUAUAAGCCUACCUUAUAAAAUCUUUGUAAUCAUUAGUUGCAUCAACGAUUUUUUUAUCAUGGUUAUGUUUGUAUAUUAAACUUAGAUAGAACAUGUUUACAAUGUCCACAUAAGCCGCCUUGAUAUAAACUAAGUUAUAUAGUUAUAUAGUUUUAUAAAUAUAUACAAAAUAAUUAUAUUAUAUAGUUGAUAUAGUCGUACUAUAUAGCAAAAAUAAUUAUAUAAUAGUUAUAUAAAUAUAAAUACAAAAUAUUAAUAUUCUAUAGUUGAUAUGAUCGUAUUGUCUACAAAAAUAAUUAUAUUAUGUAUAUAAAUAUAUACAAAAUAAUUAUAUUAUAUAAUUGAUAUGGUCGUACUGUAAAUCAGAAGAGUUCUUUAUAUUAAUUUAAAUUAAAGGUUGGCCCAGUCAUAUAUGUAUAUGGUAUAUUAGAUCUUCACGUAUAUAACCUUGGAAAAUUGUUGGCCAUUUGGUAAUAUUUCAUACCCAUUUUCAUAAAUACAUUUUGCCUAAAUUAUAGUGGUUAAUUUAUGAGCAAUAAAGAGACGUAAAUUACCAUUGCCAUAUAUGAAUUUUUAAUUUGAACAUCCUUUAAUUUUGUGUAUUUGUUAAGGAAUAUAUAUGACAUAUUGAAUAUUAAUUAUCGAUUAAGAAUGAGGCAUGAUACUAUAUUCUUUUUAAAAGAGUUGUGGUCGAUUCAUUAUAUACGUUUUAAACGAUAGCAUCGAUUGAAUCAUUGUGUCCUUAACUUUAUCAAAUCUUUAAAUUAUUUUUCUUUCCAUUACUGAAUUUGCAUGAUCCGUGGCUGUAUGUGAAGUAAAUUAUGUGAUCAAUAGGGUAUAUGGUCUGUUAAGGUAAUUUGGGCGAUAAUCUUAGAGCGUAAGUUUUGGUUAUUUUGAGCACAUCUACUCAUCACAUUCUUUCUUUCCAAACCUUCAUUACAAAUUCUAUCUCGCAAGCAAAACACUUAUAGUGGGUCUCAACUCAUUAUAUAACAUGUAAUCUUGUGACUAGGACUUUUACAUUUCUAAUACCUAUAGAUUAAAAGUUAUAAUUUCUUUUAAUCUAUUCACUCCGCGCAGGGCGCGGGUAUCACCUAGUUGAACAUUAUUUCAUAUAUCUUACACAUUAAACUUUUAAGGAAAGUUUGUUACAUUACAACAAAUGGUGUUAUUACGACGUACAGACUAGGAAAGUAUUGUUUUUAGAAACAAAUCAUAUGAAUAUGCAACUUAUAUGUCUAUAUGAAAGGCUAGAAAAUUAAUCCAUGUAUUUUAUAUUUUAGUAUUUAACGUUUUAUAUUAUAAAUCUAAAAACUAUAUUUACUUUGUAGCUGCAUCUAUAUGAAUAUGUAACUUCUACGUUUAUAUGAAAAACCAAACUAUAACAUGAGUUUUGUAUGCAUGCAUAUUUAUAUAGGAAGAGCAACAUAUAUCGGAGACAACAUAUUCAUUAAUUUUUUGUGCAUAUUAAUCCAUGAAUUUUUGGUAUUAAACGUUUUAUAUUAUAAAUCAAAAGAAUAUAUUUACCUUGUAUCUACUUUUAUAUGAAUAUGCAAAUUCUACUUCUAUAAUUUUUUUAGGAAUGAGUAAAUUAUUUCCAUUAAUAUCAAUGAUUCGAUUAUUCAAAAGUUACAUAAUUCAAGUAAAUAAAUAGAGAAUCAACCCAAAAAUUUAAAUUUCAGUAAAUAAGUAGAGAAUCAACCCAAUAUAUUAAAUAAUUACGGUUUUGAUGGCAUUUGAAUAUCAAAUCCAAUAGAUCUUGAUUUCUAUAUUUAAUUGAUUCUUUUUGCUAAUUUAAAUUUGACCGUAAUUUAUGCAAUAGCCAAAAAAUUGGAAACUGAUAUAUGCAAUCUUCAUAACGCAUUUUGGUUUCGGUUAAUAUAGGAAAGUUACUAUAAAUUUAUUUUAAAUUUUCAUGGCUAAUUAAAAAUUACACGCGAAAUUUUAGGGAUUUACUUGAGAAACAUUAUUAAACAAGUUUUUUUAAAAAAAAAUUAAAAAAUCUAACCAAUUACACAAGUUUUAAAUUACUCAUAUAGAUUUACUUCCACAAAAUUUACUUCAAUUACACCUAACCAAUUACACAAAUUUUUUAAAAAAAAAAUCAAAGCGUAUCUUCUAUAAACAUGUACAAUGUCCUUUAAUCUUUCGUUAUAUAACAUGAAAUAUUUGUGACUAUAAAUUUUGCCUUUCUAAUAUUUAUAGAUUAAAAGUUUUAAUCUCUAUUUAGUCCGCAAGUUAUUUAAAUGCUUGGCUUGGUUUCCUAUUUAUUUACUUGAAUUUAAAUUCUUCGAUUGAUUCCCUAUUUAUUUACUUGAAUUAUAUAACUUUUGAAUAAUCGAAUCGCUAAAUUAAUGAAAAUAACUUACUAAUUUAAUUGAUUUCUUUCGCUAAUUUAAAUUUGACCGUAAUUUAUGCAAUAGCCAAAAAAUAGAAAACUGAUAUAUGCAAACACAUUUUGAUUUCGAUUAAUAUAGGAAAGUUACUAUAAAUUUAUUUAAAUUCACAUGGCUUAAAAAUCACACAUGAAAUUUGAAGGAUUUACCUGAGAAACAUUAUUAAACAAGUUAAAAAAAAUCAAAACUUUUCUUCUAUAAACGUGCACAAUGUCCUUCAAUCUUUCAUUAUAUAACAUGAAAUAUUUGUGAUUAUAACUUUUACCUUUAUAAUAUUUAUAGAUUAAAAAUUAUAAUCUCUAUUUAAUCUAUUCACUCCGCGCAUGGUGCGGAUACCACCUAGUAUAUAUUAAAAGAGAAACAUUGUAAUUUAAUGUGUUCACAUUAUGUUCGCUACUUGGCAACUUCACAGCGAUUAUGAAUACGUUGACAUACGCUGACGUGUCACAUGCUCUCUGCCAAACUCUACAUAAAUGUAUUCACACUAUAUAUUAUCUUACGUUUUUUCAAUAUAAACUCACAUGAAGGAUACAACGUGUUACACAAAUGUUCUACAUAAAAAGACUAUUUGCAAAAAAAUCACUAAUGUAUAGGCCUAUUUUAUUUUUACUUAAUUUUUAUUUUAAGAAUUUUAUCUUUCAUGUGUUAUUUUGAACAAAAAUGUCUUUUAAUUUUAUCAACCAUUUUUAUAUAUUUUUGUACAUACACAUACAUGUAGGUGUGAGCACGAAUUGGAUAUUCGAGGUUCUGGAAGUAUUGUGAUCCGAUAUGCUUCGUCCGAAUAAUCAAUUAUCCGAUUCGAUACAAUUCAACCUGUUUAAUAAUAUAAUAUUAUUACUAUGUGAGUAACAUUUGAUCUCUAUAAAAUGGAGUUUAAGAAUGUUUUUUGUAUGAUUUUUAGACCAUUUCUUCCAAAGUCAAUAACUUUUAAUUAAAAUAUCAUGUAUUUUUGCUAAUAAUAAAACCUAAGAGACUCAUUAAAUUUUACAAAUUCAACUAAAUAUUUAAAUAUUUUUAAAAUUAAAAAAAAAAAAAUAUUCUACAGAUUUUUCUAAAAUUGUAAUAUAAUAAAAUCUUACUAUAUCUUUUUAAAAAGGAUAAAUACCACUAAAACAGGAACAUGUUUUGAAACUAACCUUAUAAUUACAUGGUAUAUCAUAAUUUGUGUCACUAAGAGUUAAUUAGUUUCUGAAGCAUAGGUUAUGCCAAAACAAUAUAUUAAUUUAUAUAUUACAAACACAAUUAGUCGCUUUAAUUAUAUAACAAACUACGUACUUCUAUCAUAGUUUAUGGCACAUUUCAUUUCACACAUUACCACAUUGCGAACAUUAACCAAGCAAGUAGAAAAUUUAUACACAUAAUACAUUAUCAUACAGUUUACUACAAAAUUCAUUGGACAUGAAAAUUAUUUUCAUGUUUAUCAAAUUUUACAUAUAUUAUCAUGGCUAAUAAUCAAACGAAAAAUCCAACAAAAUAAAAUAUAAUAAUUAACUGUAAAUACAAUUGACGGUUUGAAACAAUCAAUUGGAUGACAAAUAACUAAAAUAUAACACUGCUGUAUUUAAAUAAGUCAUAUACACUUUUGAAAAUAUGCUUAAUGUUUGUAAUAUAUAUCACUACUGAUGUAAAAAAAAAAAUCUGUAAAUAUGAAUGAAAACAAACGACCAAAAGUCUAGUGUGUUAAAUGAUAAUAUAGAAGAAAAAGAAAAUGACAUAAAAUAAAAUGUUAAAAGAUGAAAUGAAAGGUGUUGAAUCUUGAAAUCAUUGUACAUAGUCACUAUACAAUCACACCCUUACUUUAAGAAAAUCGACCAGCAAACUUUAUAUCCUUACAUAUUGUUUCUUCACUUUUGUAGUGAUGCGACUGACUGUGCUUUAGUUUUCUUGGCAUUUAUGAUAAUGGAGGCGGCUCUGUUAAUGGAGGCUGCUGCUCUGUUAGAAGAAACAAAAAGAGAACUAUUUUUGUUUUUUCUUUAUUUGUCAACAAACAUGACUAUUUAGAAGGAAAGUGGUGGAAGAAUGUUCAAAACGAUUAGACAACUAGCUGUAUAUCAUCUCCAUAGAUAAAGUAACAGAAAGUGGCGAACAAGAGACGAACGGACUUAGAUAUAUCUAAUGGAGGCGGCUCUGUUCCUGAUUUUUUGCUUCCUAUUAUCAUUCAUUCUCCUAGCCGCCGUCAGAUCCAAACGUAGAUCAACCUUACUACCUCCGGGACCUCCAGGAUGGCCUAUCAUUGGAAACAUUCUCCAAAUAGGAAAAGCUCCACAUCGCUCACUCGCCGACCUCUCGAGAAUUUAUGGACCCGUCAUGAGUCUUAGGCUUGGAAGUUUAACCACAGUGAUCAUUUCCUCACCGGAGGCCGCAAGAGAGGUGCUUAAAACACAUGAUCAAGUCCUGUCUGGACGAAUAAUCCUCGACCCGAUUCAAUCCAUCCACCAAGAUGUCUCCAUGGCCUGGUUACCUUCAACAUCCCCUCGUUGGAGGUUAUGGAGAAAGAUAUCGGCGACUCAAAUGUUCUCUCCGCAAUGUCUCGACGCUACCAAGACAGUGCGCAUGAAGAAAGUGAAUGAACUUGUAACAUUUAUUAGUGAAAUAUGCGAAAGAGGAGAGUCCAUCAACAUUGCUCGUGCCUCCUUCGUCACAUCGCUCAAUCUAAUUUCAAACACUCUAUUUUCGACAGACUUGGGUAGUUAUGACUCAAAAAUCUCCAUGGAGCUCCAAGAAUCGGUGGUUCGUAUAAUGGAAACCAUUGGGAAACCAAACCUAGCCAACUAUUUUCCGCUUAUAGGGUUUCUUGAUCUGCAAGGGAUCCGGAAAGAGAUGAAGGUAUGCUCAGAUGUGUUGUUUCAGGUUUUUCAAGGGUUCAUCGAUGCUCGGAACAAUGAGAAAACAACGAGGAAUGAAAGUGAUCUCUUGGAUUCACUUAUGGAUUUAGUCAAAGAAAAUGGACCCGAGCUCAAAGUGAACGAAAUCAAACACUUUAUAUUUGACUUGUUUCUUGCAGGGACUGAUACGAACUCCACCACGGUGGAAUGGGCAAUGGCUGAGCUACUUCGCAACCCUAAGACAAUGGCUAAAGCUCAAGCUGAGAUGGACGAUGUGGUAGGUCUAAACGGUGUCGUUCAGGAGUCACACAUCUCGGAUCUUCCAUAUUUACAAGCAUUAGUGAAAGAGACUCUCCGUUUGCACCCACCGGGUCCACUUCUGGGACCACACAAAGCCGAGUCAAAUGCAGAGAUUUUAGGGUUUCUGGUGCCUAAGAAUGCUCAGGUUCUGGUAAACGCUUGGGCUAUAGGACGAGACUCGGGCAUUUGGGAAAACGCAGAGCAGUUCGAGCCAGAGAGGUUUUUGGUGGGACGAGAGAUUGAUUUGAAAGGUAGAGAUUUUGAGCUGAUACCGUUUGGGGCUGGAAGAAGAAUAUGUCCUGGAAUGUCUUUGGCUAUGAAGACAGUAUCUCUCAUUCUUGCUUCUCUUCUUCAUUCUUUUCAAUGGAAGCUUCAAAAUGGUGUCCUUCCUGAGGAUUUGGACAUGGACGAGAGCUUCGGUCUUAGCUUGCAUAAGGCCAACCCACUUUAUGCAGUCCCCGUCCUGAAACCUGCGAAUGGUAGUCUUUUGUAAUUUAUAUUUGCACUAUGAAGAAAAUGAAUAAAACUACCACUCUUGCAUUAUAGUAAGUCUUGGUUUGUUUUGUAUAAUAAGUAAUGAGUGAAAUUGUUAAGUUUC